This is a messenger RNA of Styela clava, 1126 nucleotides long. RefSeq lists its product as uncharacterized. The record is from RefSeq and is a predicted model, not a curated record. Lineage: Eukaryota; Metazoa; Chordata; Ascidiacea; Stolidobranchia; Styelidae.
AAAUUACCAAGCGUAUUACUAAAUACUGGAUUUUCAAUUAAACUAUUUCUUACAAUGAAAGUCUCUGCCAGUACCGUGUUGAUUGCGAGUAUUGGUGUCCUUUUUGCUAGUUCAGUGAAAAGUGUGAAACAGCAUAUGAUUUGCACAGUUGAUGAGGAAUUAUCUGAGAACGAAAACAUCGACUCUGCAUCGAAUACUCGUCUUCAGGGAAGUCCAGUAAAAAAUGAUCGAAAUGGGAAGAUGUCUGCUUGUAUAGUGGAUUAUGAGAAUACUAAUGCUACUAUUAGGGAAAUUAUGAAAUCGAUUAAGAAGGAAGUGAUUGCAAAAAUAAAGAGAAAGGAAGGAAAUAAAUUGAGAAAAGCAUUGGAAGAACAGCGAACAGGACUGAACAAAACUAUAAACGAAUUACUAAAAAGAAUAGAGAAAUUGGAAGAGAAUGCGACCGCAGCUCAGUUAUCUCCCCGGUCGAUCAUUCCUGAGGUCACGGAACAAGAUUUUGUUCACUAUGGCGGAAGAAAAUAUAUACCGUGGGCAUGUCAAGAGGUUAACAGAGCAGCAGCAAUUGCCACAUGUCAACAAUUAGGCGGAGAAUUGGCAAAUAUAUACAACCAAAAUCACCUGAACAAAAUAAUGACAUUCAUUCGAGAAAACAAGAUGGGCAAAAAAAGAUUCAAAAAAUUUUCUCUUGGCAUGACAUAUGACACUGUUAAUCAGAUUCUCAAUUACCGAAACGGAACCUCGGCAUCAGACAGUGGUUUAAGAUGGUGGAAAGGGUUUCCAAAAUAUGAGGGGCCACAUCAUAUUUACACACAUGUGUAUGUCGGGAUUGAAGACACUUUGACAAACCCAUACCAAUACAUCAUCAACCUCAAUGAACAGGAAACAUACGUCCUGUGUGAAAUUUAAUCUCCCACCCAAACAACGAAAUGUCAAAUAAAGGACUAGAGAUGAGACUCUUUUCUCGUCAAACAAAUAGUACUUCUGUAAUAUGUGAGCCGAGAUCGCGGACACCGGAGCGUAGUAUGUGUACCAGGUUAGGCCAUAAUUUUAGGUACAAAUACAACGGAGUCAUUUGGCUUGUCCCCGAACUCGUAAUAGGGACAAAACAGGGAAAUUUGGAAUAAAA